CGUUUGGGAAUCAUGGUGAUCGGCAACAUCGAUGAGAUUGUGAAGUUGACACCUCGACAGGCCGAACUAAUCCUGUUCUUCAUUUUAAGGGCGCUAACUUCGGUCCAUGAGCCCGAUAAUGACGUCGGUGGAGUUUUGCAGAUUGCCACAAAUCUGUUCUACAGAGAACGGAGUGGCGAUUCGAACCCCUACCAUUAUCUAUUGACUUUAUUGUUGUUUUUGAAGCAUUGCGGCAUGCCAUCUCUCUGUGAGGUGUUUCUGGAAGUGUGCAAAUGUGUGGCUCCCACUACAUGGAAAAUAUUGUCUUGCAGUGGGUCAAGUUUUGAGGGACUUGCAGAUGUAGUACUGGACCAAAUUGCGCAGUCAGUUCAGAGACCAGAGGAGUUUGUCUAUUUUUUUGCAAUCGCCGCAUCUAGUGGAUCAUUUCGUAACGUCGAUGCCAGGGACUUGCCCGCUAUUGGGCUGAAUACCUACUUUCGAGAUAGGUUGGGAAUCCCAUUGUCACGUCAUUUUGACACCUUGUUGCACUUUAUAUCUGCUUGUGGGGACCUCCGUUAUCUGAAUUUAUUUCUAACGGAGUUCGACGCAGACAUUGUCCCAGUGCGGAUCCUUACACGCUUUCCUCGAGAAAACGUAACUGAUGGAAUGGGGCCAAAUCGGCUAGAGACACGCGUUGCUGCCUUCCAAGACAUAUCAAACACAGAAAGGGAUCGGAGUUUCGGUACUAGUCAACAAACUAAAACUCAAAACAACAAAAGACAUGCUCUUUCAUCAGAGAAUAGGACGUUCUCUAGCAACGAUCCGAGGCUUGUGGCUCUAUUUACUCCCGGAUCGUCAUUUACAAUCGAAAUAAUUGGGAGACGCUCCAUCAAUGGAUCGCCUGAGGAGCCUCCAGAUGAUCCCGGAUCAGAUAAAAGUCAUACUGGGUUGCUAACUGGUCCAGCAGGUCCUGAGUUUAUUGACUUCAUACUGCAACCGCAUGUGGAAAGGCAGUCAAUGGAGGUCAACAAUUCCGAGAACUCUGAGAACCCCGAAAAUGAAAACGACGAGGAAGAGGAUAUUCCUGAAGGAGACUACCUCGACGAGGAAGACGCCUAAUUGCGCGGAUCUUUUCAGAGUCCUAGAAGCGCAAUCAGCACUGUCUGAAGCCUGUUAGUUAAAAUUGGAAUUAGAAUUAAAGAAAAGUGUUUUGACGAGCAAGACAUCAUGACGAAGAAACUACCUAAUUACAUCGACUCUAUUAGCGUCAAAUAUCGUAAUUAGUGCAGUCUGAUUCAAAUGUGAAAAUUCUAUGAAGCGAAAAAUCUAUGAAGAAAUGAAAUCAUUGUGAUUUAAAUGAACCAUGAUGUUAUUGACUUUUGAAGCUAUCCAUUGAAUAGUUUCAGCCAAUCCAAUGACUAUUUGUCUUUCCAUUGAUUCCAAUAGUUUUCUAUCCCUUCACACCAUCCAAUCAACUGCUAUAGAAAAAUAAGUCUUUUACCACAAGAUCCAUUUGAUUAGCUUAUUGUUUUUUGUCUCCUGUUUACCCGUUUCGUGUGUAAAUAACUUUUGUGUUGCAGAAAUUGUCGCAGAAAAUUGUGAUGUAAAACUAAGUUCUCUUUUCUGGAGAAAAUCGCGCACAAACAGUGUCAUAUCGGCUUUUAUGGUGCUUUGGAAAUUAUACACAGUUCUUUUAGGACCGACUGUGGGCAUUACAAACUUUUUUAAUAACAGAAGGAAGGGAAGUUUGCACCCCCUUACCCUUUGUAUCUUCUGCAUUGCCUUAUUUGGUGUUGCUACUUUUGUAUAUAUUGCUUAGACGCUACUACGUUUAGCAAAGUGUUAUAACAGGCGUUCUGUUAAGCGACAAUUGGCUUUUAAAAAAGUUAAAAGUUCAUGAAACACAGCUUCCAGGAAAUAUAUAUAUGUAGUAUAGAACUGUAACAGAAUUUGCUUUGAAUCUUGUCUAAAAAUGCUGGUGCUUUUUCAUUCUAUAUUUCAAUCUAGUUAGAAAUUUGAAUUCGCAAAUGUUUAAUUAAUUUUUAGUUUAGUCUUCGCCAUUUUGUCUAUUAACUUUUUAUUUCUGAUAAAAAUGGAUAAUUUAUAGUAUUUGU
Molecule: messenger RNA, 2093 nt
Organism: Symsagittifera roscoffensis
Lineage: Eukaryota; Metazoa; Xenacoelomorpha; Acoela; Convolutidae
Exons: 3
Coding region: 13-1098 (361 amino acids)
Source: RefSeq, a predicted model, not a curated record